Molecule: messenger RNA, 1434 nt
Organism: Danaus chrysippus (African queen)
Lineage: Eukaryota; Metazoa; Arthropoda; Insecta; Lepidoptera; Nymphalidae
Source: the annotation of a GenBank genome assembly
AUGGCUUCGAUGACAUUGAAAAAUAUAAACACGAACAUACUCAAGGUGGAGUACGCUGUGCAAGGUCCGCUAGUGGCUCGAGCUGGUGAAAUAGAAGAAGAAUUAAAAAUGGGAGUUGAAAAACCAUUCAAGAAUGUGAUAAGAGCGAACAUUGGAGACGCACAUGCCAUGGGACAAGUUCCGAUCACAUUUAUAAGACAGGUAUUAGCUUGUAUUUCGUAUCCGGAACUCAUUGAAGAAGGAAAUUUCCCUGAAGAUGUCAAAAAAAGAGCACGAGAAAUCUUAAACAGUUGCAGUGGCGGCUCGAUAGGAUCUUAUUCAGCUCCGUACGGUAUCGAUCACAUCCGACGCCACGUGGCCGAGUACAUCGAGAGACGAGACGGUCUGCCGGCUAACUGGCAGAAUGUGUUUCUCUCCGCCGGCGCGUCCACAGCGAUCAAGUAUUGUUUGCAACUGUUUAGCAACGAUACGAAUGGACAAAAGAACGGUGUUUUGACUCCCAUUCCUCAAUACCCAUUAUAUUCCGCUUGCUACGCAAAAUACGGCCUCACUCAAGUGGGUUAUUAUUUAGACGAGGCCACUAACUGGAGUCUUAGUAUAGAAGAGUUAGAGCAACGAUUAAACGAGGCUAAGAAGAAGUGCAAUGUGAGGGUUCUCGUGGUUAUUAACCCCGGAAAUCCAACGGGACAAGUUCUAAGUCGUAAAAAUAUGGAAGAUAUUAUCAAAUUCGUCUACAAGCAUAAUUUAUUUCUUUUAGCCGAUGAGGUCUACCAACACAAUAUAUAUGCUGAAGGUAUCCAAUUCUUCUCUUUCAAAAAGGUUAUGAUGGAACUAGGCGCACCGUACUCAUCUAUCGAGCUGGCUUCUAUUAUGUCAGUGAGUAAGGGCUACAUGGGCGAGUGCGGUCUGCGAGGAGGCUGGGUGGAGCUCACCAACUUCCAUCCCGAUGUUCAAGCACAACUGUAUAAGUUCAUGUCGGCCAUGGUCUCGCCGAAUAUAUUGGGGCAGGCGGCCAUUGACUGCGUGGCUAAGCCACCUUCACCCGGAGAGCCUUCAUAUGAUUUAUGGCUGCACGAGAAGACUUCAGUGCUUGCAUCUCUUAGAGAACGUGCAAAGAUGAUAACUGAUGGACUUAACACAGGCCAGGGAUUUAGAUGUAACGUAGUGCAGGGAGCAAUGUACGCCUUCCCUACUAUUAUUCUGCCUCCUAAAGCCGUCGCAGCAGCUGAAGAAGCCAAACAACCACUUGACGUUUUCUAUGCUUACAGACUCUUAGAAGAAACUGGUAUUUGCGUGGUUCCCGGCACCGGGUUCGGCCAGGCUCCGGGAACUCAUCACAUACGAAUGACCAUCCUGCCGAAGAUGGAAGAUCUUCGCACUAUGAUACAUAUUAUUAAAACCUUUCACCAGAGCUUUAUCGAACGAUAUACCUAA